AGUUUGUUGUCAUUGGACACUCACGAUCACUAUGUUCAAGGUUCUGAUUGCAGUCGUGGCUUGCGCCGUAGGCAUGGUCUCAGCCGUAGGCCAUAGUCAUACACAACUUUCUAACCACCUCGGCUACAAGUUUGGCUACGACAUCCACCAUGCCUACCACGCCCCUUGGCACGGGUACGCCCAUCCCCAUGGUUAUGGAGGGUUUGGUGACGACCAUGGCGCUGUAGGGUAUGGAGGAGCUGUCGGUUAUGGUGUCGGCUAUGGGGGUGGAUAUGGGGGUGGAUAUGGAGGUGGAUAUGGAGGCUAUGGAGGUUAUGGAGGAUAUGGUCAUGGCGGAUACUAA
This is a messenger RNA of Macrosteles quadrilineatus (aster leafhopper), 343 nucleotides long. Its product is annotated as glycine-rich protein 3-like. Lineage: Eukaryota; Metazoa; Arthropoda; Insecta; Hemiptera; Cicadellidae. Bases 32 to 343 code for a protein of 103 amino acids. The record is from RefSeq and is a predicted model, not a curated record. The transcript is spliced from 3 exons.